AUGGGGGCAAAAGAGGCCGCCACAAUAGAGAGCCAGAUUGAAGGUGAGACAGCGACGUGUGCGAUGACAGAAAAGUCCCCAGUCAAGCUAAACGCACGCGUUCGGGUUUAUGCAGACACAUACUGGCCCGAUAACUCGUCAUUGCCAAAGCGAAAACGACAGAGUGAUAUCAUAAAGAAAUGCUGGGUAAUUACGCCCAUUUCGAUUCCAGAGCGUCUACUGACAGAAAACUAUGGGGUACCCAUCAUUGAUGCCGAUAUUCUCGCUCGUGAAGUCGUGCAGCCUGGAACUAAGGCCCAUUCGCAGAUUGUCAGGCACUUUGGAGAGGAUGUCCUACUGAAAGACGGGACAAGGCAACUAGAUAGGAAACGACUAGGAGAUAUCAUCUUCCGUGAUGCAGCCAAGCGAAAAACUCUGAAUGGAAUUGUGCAUCCAGCCGUUCGUCGGGCCAUGCUAACCUCUGUGAUCAAAUGUUGCCAACCUCUGGAAAUUCAUGGGGAGUGUCGUUGUGGUUUACUGGUGGGUGUAAUGUUACCUGUUUCAACCCAGGACCUGACGCCAUUCAGCUCCUACGACAUUCAGCUGCAAAGGUUGAUGAACAGAGACAAAAUCCCGAUUACUUCGGCACAAGAUAGACUCGCCGCCCAAAUGCCGUUGAAGGAAAAGGUCAGUUAUGCGGACAGAAUCCUUGACAACUCGGCGGGUCCUGAGGAACUGAGGCAACAAGUUGGAGAGCUCGUACGUUCCUUGCAAAGCGAAGCAGGAUGGACGUGGCGACUAUCCUGGCUUGUUCCACCUAUCGGUCUAGUGUUCGCGGGAUGGCGUCUCAUACAUAAAGCUCUGACCGAUAAGAAAGUCAAACCCUUAUACCUAAUAUCUAUAGUUGGAAUGAUCAGAUAUCAGGCCGUACGUAGCUUGUCCCCUUUUUCAUCCCCUCCGUUUGGAAUAUCAAUAGCAUGGCAACCGAAAAAACCCACAGCUAUGUUCUACCUCAUCCCUUUAUACCAUAGAUUUGAACCCGGCAUUGAUUUUCCGCACUAUAGUGAUCUUCAGCAUGAAGCAAGCAAGCUCACUUGGGAAGGGUUGUAUCCCCAACCCUGCCACGACAUGGUUCGAAAAGCUUUGUCACCAUCACCUGGCGAAACCAGGCGAGUCCUGGACCUAGCCAAUAGUUUUAGCAUGACUGAAUUUAAGCAGGUCCAUGAUAUCAACGCCGGCUUGUCACAGUUUCAUGGGAUGUAUGACCUGAUUCAUUGCCGAUAUACGGGCCAAGGAGUAAGUCCUGUGUUACUUUACUGCACUCUUUCUGAUAUCUCACAGUUCGCGGAUCAUCGCAAGAGCAUGAUUGACUCCGUCAAAUGUCUCAAGCCCGGAGGCGUCAUUAUCUAUAUAGAUAUCACAGAGAUGAUCAAAGAAGACCUUGGUUCUGCUUACAAUCCGGCUGUAUCUAGUAAUUUGGAUGGAGCAUGGCAUCAGAGAAUGUAUUUCCUUAUCCAAUGUGGGUCUGAAAAGCUGGGAAAUGACCAGAAACGGGCUCUCGGUGACGUUGCGAUGGGUUUCUGGGAUAUUGAAGGCUGUGAUCCCACUAAUUGUGGAGGUAUCGAGAUGAUGAUUCCCAUGGGCCACUGGAUCACCUACAGGGAUACCGAGGAGGCGAAUCGUUUGAAAGCGGUUACUGAAGCUUGGACCAAUGUCGUGGGCAAGGUCCAUUAUCACCUAGAGAAGCCUUUAAAGGCCGCGGGUCGUUCUGAUAAGGACAUUGAACUCUUAUUCAAGAAAAUAGACGAAGUCAUUUGGGGUCAAGCUCCCGGUGGUGCUGCCGGGACAACGGAAACCUUAGAGAUGCCACAUCCUUGCUCCACACGUUCCAUCACAGGAAUACCUGACGGAGAGUUUGAAUUUUUGAGAGUUUACUAUGACAAGAACCAGUGGAGAGAGCGUAUCGAAGCACUUCGAGCCACCCAAACGCCAGACAUGAUCGCAUUAGCCACUGUGGAGGGCUAUGAUAUGAUAGAAAACCUAUAG
Acaulospora colombiana is the source of this 2025-nucleotide messenger RNA. Lineage: Eukaryota; Fungi; Glomeromycota; Glomeromycetes; Diversisporales; Acaulosporaceae. The record is from the annotation of a GenBank genome assembly.